Messenger RNA from Teleopsis dalmanni, 928 nucleotides. RefSeq lists its product as uncharacterized. The record is from RefSeq and is a predicted model, not a curated record. Lineage: Eukaryota; Metazoa; Arthropoda; Insecta; Diptera; Diopsidae. The coding region runs from base 431 to 928 and encodes 165 amino acids. The transcript is spliced from 4 exons.
CAGCUUACACCUUCAGACGUCGAGUGGCAGUCGAACUAUUAAGACGUGCAUUACGGACUCUGCAAGCUUUGAAACCCAACAAGCAGCAGCAACAACAACAACUACUAAUACCAACAACAAUUCAGUUUAAAAUCAACUUCAAUCUCCUUUUACUUUUCGCGUUACCAUAUCCGCAAACGUACAUGUAUCUUUAAGGUACAACAACGUUAAAACUUUCCUUAAGCGCACAAUCAAAUUAAACUGUGAUAAAUAUUUUCCGAAAAUUGUGAAACAAUUCGAAAUAAAAAUAUUUAAAAAAUUUUUAUUGAAACAGAACUGUGACAAAUUAAAUUGUGAUAAUAAAUUUUAUGAGAACCAAGUGAACGUUUGUUUUCACUAUAAAGGAGUUUUUUUAUUGAAAUAUUUUCAUUAAUUUGUGGAUUAAUAGCUCAUGACCGAGAAGGAUAACGUCUCAAUGGCAACCGUGCAAAUGAAACCAGACUAUGCUGCUAGCGAAGUCUACAGCACCGCGAGCGAGGCUCCACCGCUGGGAUUUUUUAACUUUAAUCAUCAGGCCUACAAGCGUCAAUCGAAUUCAGUGAAAAUCGCCAAAAUCACUGCUUUUACGAUUAUUGUAUCGUCCUUUGUAUUGGGCUUCUUCAUUUUGGCUUCCUCGUAUCUGCAAGCCAAAGCAUCAUGCGAUCAAGUACAGGCAUUAGAUUCUGUAUUGGAAAAGGAGCUCAUGUUAGAAACUUUGCAGCAAGUCAAUAAGGUAACCAAAGUUGCUUUAGCAGCAAAUACAACAACAGCGCUAACUACACUAGGCAUUGGCAACAUAGCUACUACGCUGGCUGGUGGCGGCAUAGCUCAUGUGUAUUGCAGUCGUAAAUUUCUCAUGCAUAGUCAAUUGUUGCAAAGGCAAGUUGCUUGUUUAAGUCUUUCGAUUUGA